This is a messenger RNA of Camelina sativa (false flax), 852 nucleotides long. RefSeq names its product F-box/kelch-repeat protein At3g06240-like. The record is from RefSeq and is a predicted model, not a curated record. Lineage: Eukaryota; Viridiplantae; Streptophyta; Magnoliopsida; Brassicales; Brassicaceae. Gene Ontology annotation, molecular function: protein binding.
AUGGAUGUAAGGGGCAAAGGAGGGAGCAAUCACGAAGCUUCACCGACGAAACUGCCCUACCUUCCUGGAGAGUUAAUCACAGAAAUUUUCCUUCGAUCACAUGCUAGGUCAUUAGGGAGAUUCAGAUGCUUAUCAAAGCCUUUUCACUCUCUGUUGUCCGAUCCCAACUUUGCGAAGAAACAUGUAGAUCAUAACACGGUACGUUUUGGCCACCGCAGACUUAUCCUAUCUUCUAAUAGUAGUCUUAAUCUAUAUGGUUUGUUGUCCGAUCCCAAGUUUACGAUAAUGCAUCUCGAUCAUAACGCUGUACGUUCGAGACACCGUAGACCUUGUAAUAAUCUAUUUGCUGUGGAUUUUGAUUCGAUCCGUGAUGGUUGUGGAGGAAUUAGGGAUUUGACUGCCGUGGUACUAGAUGACCCGCUUAAAGAAGAUGAAUAUGACCUGAAAUUGGAUUCAGGUGUAAUAUAUAGAACAAGUAGCGUUUAUAUCUCCGGAUCUUCGAACGGGUUGGUGUUGGUGCGUAUGGCUUCGAAUGCGAAUGGUGUCUUCUUGUGUAACCCGACCACCGGAGAAUCCAAGAGACUACCGGACGUGCCUGAAUAUCUGCGUUCCAGUUCCAGUGAAACUUGGUUUAGUUAUGGUUUUGGUUUCGAUUCUCUGACCAAUGAUUACAAAGUGGUGAACUGUAUUGAUCAUGGUAACGACUAUUAUGUCUACUCACUGAAGAAAGAUUCGUGGAGGCGGAGGAUAUGCAAUAUUCCUUAUACGGGAGUCUCUUUGACGAGCUCUGUGGAACUCAACGGGGCGAUCCAUUGGAUUUCCCUGAUUAGUGGGGAGGAGAAUCUCAGAUAG